Messenger RNA from Xenopus tropicalis (tropical clawed frog), 2465 nucleotides. RefSeq names its product interleukin 17 receptor E like gene 1 (gene il17rel). Gene Ontology annotation, biological process: cytokine-mediated signaling pathway. The coding region runs from base 636 to 2246 and encodes 536 amino acids. The record is from RefSeq and is a predicted model, not a curated record. The transcript has 18 exons. Gene Ontology annotation, molecular function: interleukin-17 receptor activity. Gene Ontology annotation, cellular component: plasma membrane. Lineage: Eukaryota; Metazoa; Chordata; Amphibia; Anura; Pipidae.
UACUUUGUUAUGAUAAACUUUCCUACAUGUGGUUUUCCCUGUGUCAGCUUUCAGAGCAAAUGUACCUGAGAUUUACACUCACAACCGUAACCUUCCCAGAACCUUAACACUGCAGGUGUAACCUUAGGGUAAGCGUGAAUCAUACACAUACCGUGACAGGACGGAGGAGGGAACCUGGAGAACCGAGUGGAAAAAAAGUGCGCAGGGACGCAUUCGGAACAAGCAGCGAGGAUACCGGGCAGGAAAUCUAAUCACAUAAGAGGUAUUAGUGAUUCACUGACACUGGCAGAGAUGACAUGGAAAAAGUUGAGCAUCCUGGAGCGUUGACAGGGAGGUGGGGCAAAGAUGCACAAAGAAACGAAAUUGACAAAAGAGUAUGCUUCUCAAUCAGACGAGCAGCGGUAAAUUGCUUUACGGCUCAAAUCUGUUGGCCAGCCAGUCUCCUAGUACUGCUCGUUCCUGCUAGGGUGCUUUAAACAGGUUGUAGUCUACACAUGACGUAGAACACGUCACGACCAAUCAGCGCACUGUACACACCUCGACAAUAUGGGUAAGCGCUUCCAGGCAGGAGAGCAUUCAGCUCAGCAGCGCCUUCUCCUUGUACUUAGGGAGCUCCAGUUAAAGGGACAGUAACGAUGUACUAUCACCAUGGGAGACACAGCUUUUUGGAAUGGCUAAUGGUUGUUAUACUGAUGUUUGGGAUGUCUUAUUGCCACUCAGUCCAAAGAAUUAAAGAAUGCGGGCUCACAUGCUCCCAUACAGGGGGUAUAAACUGUAAAAAAGCAACAAUUGCCAAGCAAAGCUUCUUUUGUCGGACACCACCACGUUCUUUACCCUCAGAUGUGCUGCAGAAUAUGAAAGUUUCAACAGUUAUGAAGUGCAGUGGGAAUAAAUGGUGUUCACUUUAUAUAAAUGUUAAUGGGACUGUCAUCCUGAAUGAAAAUGUUCGAGGGAUAGAAAUUUGUGUCAUGACAAUAAGCUCAUCUCAGACUCAGUGUGAAAGUGUAAGAUUUUCAGGACACAAAUCAAAGAAACUUGAUGGCCACAAGGUUGAUGUUCAGUUUAACUGCUUUGAAGUGGGCAUUGCUCAACAAGUAUAUGUGACCAUGAAAACACUGCCAAAUUAUUGCUAUGUUGAGCUAGAAAAGUAUCACAAUGUUGAAGAUUGCGACAAUAAAGACAUAGAAAAUAACAUAUUGUCAUGUUUAGCUGGUAAAUUAGAUUACAUGGUGAAUGAAGAGAAGAAAUCCAUAACAAUACAUGUUUCGGAUAUAACUGAAGGAUUUGAUUAUAAUGUCCGCCUUUGCCUAAAGCGUUUCAUCUGCAAAGAUAUUGGAGCACAUGCAUUGAUAAAAGCAGACAAUGCAAUAAGAUCAGUGACGUUGCAUUAUCCUGAAAUCUUACCCUGCUUAUGUAUUGAGGGCUGGUCAGCGAUUCCUGACUCAAGAAGAGUGCGUCUUUGUCCGUUCAAAAAUGAUGCCGAUUCAGUUUGGAACAGCAUUACAUACGACUCUGUUACUCAGACGCUUGCCUGGCAACCUCUCUGUCCUGUUAAUGCCACUGUCAGUCUUUGCUGGAUGAUUGAUCAGAAUGACACAUGUGUGAACUUUCCAAGCUCAUUAAGAACAAUGAACGAUAAGGUUUUAUAUGUUCAAGUUGACCCUCAUCCUCGACUUUGUGCAAAGAUCACCACUUAUAUGGACUCCCAGGUUAGAUGUCCUUUUACAAAUGGACAGUUUCCAGGAUGGAAUGUGAAUAUAACAGCUGUAGAUACUUUAGUAGAAAUCAGAAUCACAUCAAAGAUCAAUGCAAGCUUUACAGUGCGUGUGUGUAACAGUACAGGAAUGACAUCAUGUAAUCUCUUUGCUUUAGUCCCUGUGGGGGCUUCAAGUUAUGCAACCUUAAAUAUAUCAAGUGAUAUAUGUGGUCCUAAUCUUUGUAUCCAGGCCUCAAGGUCAGAUGUAACCUAUUCAGUUCCAGUCAACAUCUGCAAUAUCCCCUGCAAGCCAAAAGAACAUUUACCUGGUGAAGCUAGCUCCUUGGAGACAUUCCUUCUGUCAUCAGUUUUGUUGAUAUUGGUUGCAAUGUUUGGCUUUGUUGGAUGCAUUUUACUGUCAGUAAACUACAGAAAGCAGCGGCAAGAGAAAUGUUACAUUAAAAGUAAAGUAAACCAUAUAUCUUUAGGUGUAGCUUCUUCACUUGAACAAAGAUUACCCAUAAUGUUUGCCCAGAUGGAAGACAAGUGAAAUUCUGGAAAUAUAUUAUAUUAUGAGCAAAGGCAAUUUUUUAACUACUUUGUAGCCAUGAAGCCAGAAAAAGAAUGUCUGUAACUGCUAAAAAUAUCAUUUUCAGUAUUACUUAACUGAAACAUUUAUGAUUGUAUAAGGUGGAUGAUGUGUAGAGUGAUUUUUUUAGCUUUCAAUGUAGCAGUGAUUUUUAAAAAAAAAAAAAAAAAAACAAGAAAC